ACACCUUAAAAACGCCACAGUCAGUGUUUUUCAUUCAAUGAUAAGACUUCUUACUUUUCCAACUCAGACACAUUUGAGUCUGAUAAUUGCUUUGUUCGAGAUGGUUUGCGGAGGAUUUGUUUGCACGAAGAAUUCCCUAUGCGCUCUGAACAUACUUUAUGUUAUGGUGAGCUUGCUGCUGAUUGGAGUAGCUGCUUGGGGGAAAUGGUUUGGCCUGGUCUCCAGUAUUCGGGUGGUGGCUGGAGUCGUUGGCGUGGGCAUCUUCCUGUUAUUUGUGGCCUUCGUGGGCCUCUGUGGAGCCCUGAUGCACCACCAGGUCCUGCUGUUCUUUUACAUGAUUAUUCUGUUCCUGGUGUUCGUGGUGCAGCUGUCAGUGUCUGCUGCAUGUCUGGCUAUCAGUAAAGAGCAGCAGAAAGAACUCCUAGAGGUGGGCUGGAACAAGUCGGAGGCCACUCAGAAGGAUGUGGAGAGAACUCUAAACUGCUGUGGCUUCUUCCAUACAAACUAUAAUGGCACCUGUGACGCGGACUGUUUCGCCAACCCAUUAUCCUGUGACCCUUGUGCUCCAAUCAUCCAAAGUCAUGCUGAGGAGGUUUUACGCUUUGUGGGCGGGAUUGGAUGCUUCUUCAGCUUCACAGAGAUCCUGGGAGUGUGGCUAACACACAGAUACAGAAAUCAGAAGGAUUCCCAUCCAAACUCUGGUGCAUUUCUAUAACUAGCCUGUUCAUGAACUCAACUUUGCACUGUCAUGCAUUUGUAUUUAGAUCCUGUGACUCAUCUACGACUGUUUCCUAUUCAGAUAUUCCCAUUGCUGUGAUAAUAUAACUGUGUUGAUAUAUCUAAUACUAUUGACUGUUUUUUGACAAAGUUAGUGAAAACAAACAAUUCCAAUCAAUUUGAAUCUUGCGUGAUGGACACUGAAAUUGAGAGCAGUUACUUUAAGGUUAAAUUUGACUGAGGUCACUGAUUGGAGUAGUGAUCAAAUGUCAUAAACUUACUGUGCACACCUUAUACAAACAGAGCACACGUAAUGUUUCCUAGUAAGCUGUCUGGAUUCCCAGUUUCAAACCCGGCUUUCUUUGGGUACCUACACAGUGCUGUCUUUGUUGCGUGUAUGGGGGGGGGUGUAUUAGAUGUCAUACGGAUGCCAACAGAUUCAGCUUCUUUUUCAGAUUCAACUCUACUAAAGUUUAGAUGGAGUUGAUCACUUCACAGGGCAUGUACCAGUACAAACAUUAAGCUUUUUUUUUUUUGUCUGUUUCUAAACGGUUAGGCCAUAUCAUCCUAUUCAUUUGAGAUCUGGAUGCGUCAAGCGUUACACAAACUGAUUUUGUAUCAGUUCAUAUUACAACCCAUUUCUAAACAUCUACUUUAGGCUAUUAUCACUUGCAUUGACAAUGUCACAACCAAAAAAAUACAAUUCUCAAAAGGAGAUUCAGGAAGAAAAUAAUUUACUGAGGUGAUUUCUUCACUGGAAAUGGGGUAGUGUGACUUCAAUGCUUCAUCUAACUCACACUCACACUGUUCUCCAGUGAACAUUGGGGUUUGCAUAGAAACUUGCCUUGCCUCAUUUGGCCAAACCCCUCUGAGAUCUACUUUAGAUACAGAGCACAGUGAGUUGCAAUGCAGUCUUAUGACCUACUAAGAAAAUGUAACUUAGUGCUGUUAGUCACGCCUAGGCUACAUUCCUGCCUUCCAAACAGGAUAGGAACCAGGAGCUGACUGUAGUCCCUUU
Messenger RNA from Oncorhynchus kisutch (coho salmon), 1735 nucleotides. RefSeq names its product tetraspanin-13. The coding region runs from base 38 to 715 and encodes 225 amino acids. Gene Ontology annotation, cellular component: membrane. Lineage: Eukaryota; Metazoa; Chordata; Actinopteri; Salmoniformes; Salmonidae. The transcript has 6 exons. The record is from RefSeq and is a predicted model, not a curated record.